This is a messenger RNA of Calliphora vicina (urban bluebottle blowfly), 2941 nucleotides long. RefSeq names its product protein phosphatase D3 (gene PpD3). The record is from RefSeq and is a predicted model, not a curated record. Lineage: Eukaryota; Metazoa; Arthropoda; Insecta; Diptera; Calliphoridae. Bases 401 to 2023 code for a protein of 540 amino acids. Gene Ontology annotation, molecular function: protein binding; hydrolase activity. The transcript is spliced from 9 exons.
UUGCUGUCAAAAAUCUUUUUUCUUCACUCUUUUCUUUUGAAAAAAAUUUUAACCGAACGAAAGUCCGGAAAUUUUUUUUCGGAAAAGUUUUGCGAAUUGUAAAUCAAUUAAGUUUUGUUAAAACCCGAUCGAAAACGUGAGCAGGAAAAAUUUGGUCGAUAGAACCUGCAACUUACAAAGAAAACGAAAAAAAAUAUUUUUUUUGUUUUUUUCUUUAUUUGUAAAAAAGUCAAUAGAGGUGGUGGUGGACUGUCCUAACAACAACAAAAAUACGAAAAAACCAAUAAAAACUAAGCAAUCAAGAUAAAAGUUUUUAAUAAAAGAGGAAAUUACAACGAAUUUUCCGUAAAACGAGUGAGAUUUUUUCGAUAAAACAUAGAUUUUAUUAAAAACAAUUAAAAUGUCAGCUGUUCAAGUUGAAAUGGAACAAAAUAAUAAUGAGGGCCAACAAAAAGCAUGUGGAGCUGAGGGUGGUGUUGCCUGUAACAUCCCGGCAUCAACUGUGACGUCAAAUAGUACUUCAACUGCACCAGCUGCUGCCACAGCAACACCAAUUUCGGAAGCUAACAAAGAUACCAACGCUCAGGAUGAAAAAGUGAUUUUAGCCGAUAAAUAUAAAAUUCAGGGAAAUGAUUAUCUCAAAGCUAAAGAUUUCACUAAAGCAAUUGAAAUGUACACCAAAGCUAUAGAUUUAAUACCAACUAAUGCAAUUUUCUAUGCCAAUCGAUCAUUGGCUCAUUUAAGACAGGAGAGCUUUGGAUUUGCUUUACAGGAUGGUAUUGCUGCCGUUAAAGCAGAUCCAACCUAUCUUAAAGGCUACUAUCGCCGAGCAGCGGCUCAUAUGUCAUUGGGUAAAUUCAAACAGGCCCUUUCGGACUAUGAAUAUGUAUCAAAAUGCCGUCCCAAUGAUAAAGAUGCUAAAUUAAAGUAUACCGAAUGUAAUAAAAUCGUCAAGAUGAGGGCCUUUGAAAGGGCUAUUGCUGUGGAUAAACCGGAGAAAACUUUAUCAGAAAUGUUUAGAGAUUUAGAGAAUAUUGCCAUUGAAGAUGAUUAUAAGGGACCUGCGUUAGAAGAUGGCAAAGUUACUUUGAAAUUUAUGUUAGAACUUAUGGAACAUUAUAAACAACAAAAGAAAUUACAUCGCAAGUAUGCGUACAAAAUUUUGUGUGACAUUGAUACUUAUAUGCGCACUCAACCUUCAAUGGUGGAUAUAAGUGUGCCCGAUGAAUCUAAAUUUACCAUUUGUGGUGAUAUUCAUGGUCAGUUUUAUGAUCUUAUGAAUAUAUUCGAAAUCAAUGGUUUACCCUCCCCAACGAAUCCGUAUUUGUUUAAUGGUGAUUUUGUCGACAGAGGCUCAUUUUCGGUAGAAUGCAUAUUCACCCUAUUUGGUUUUAAACUACUAUAUCCCAAUCAUUUCUAUCUAUCUAGAGGUAAUCACGAAAGUAUAAACAUGAAUCAAAUGUAUGGUUUUACCGGGGAAGUUACUGCAAAAUACACAAGUACUAUGGCUGACAUGUUUACUCAAGUUUUCAACUGGUUGCCCUUGUGUCAUUGUAUUAAUAAGAAAAUCUUGGUUAUGCAUGGCGGACUUUUCUCUAGUGAUACCGUUACUUUGGAUGAUUUAAGACGCAUUGAACGUAACUGCCAACCGCCAGAAGAUGGUCUCAUGUGUGAGCUUCUAUGGUCGGAUCCACAACUCUGUUAUGGACGAGGUCCAUCGAAACGAGGUGUUGGCAUACAAUUCGGUCCCGAUGUUACUGAAACUUUCUGUAAACACAAUAACUUGGAUUAUAUUGUACGUUCACAUGAGGUUAAAGACAUGGGCUUUGAUGUAACUCAUGAAGGAAAAUGUAUAACGGUAUUUUCGGCACCCAACUAUUGUGAUACUAUGGGCAAUUUGGGAGCUUUUAUAACAAUCAAAGGCAAUGAUUUAAAACCUAAUUUUAAGUCAUUUGAAUCAGUGCCACAUCCUGAUGUUAAACCUAUGGCUUAUGCAAAUAGACUUAUGAGCUUAUUGACGUAGUCAUUUUGUUAAUAUUUCUUAUGGCUCUAAUGUUUUCAAAACAAUUUUUUUAAGCAAAAAAUAAACGCAAAAUUCUUUUUACAGAAAAAUAUACAUUUAAUUAACAACAAAAACACAACAGCAAGCAAAUAAACACAAGGAUGUAACAUCCUAUUCUACUUGUUAAACAAAGAGGUACAAGAAACGUAUAAUUACAAACCAGCAUCAUAUUUUGUAUACAAAGCAUGCUUUGUAUAAAUAAAAGGAGAACAAUGGAAACGCUAUACCACAAGAGAUAAUUUCACAUCCUGGUCUUUGUUAUAAAUUAGCAACUUCAAAAAUUUGAUUAUAAAAUGCAUAAUUUAACGAAAGAAAUUAUUUUUUCAAAAAUGCAAUUAUAUUUGUUUUAUCUUGUUUAUUAUUAUUAUUAUUUUUAAUUCAAAAAUCAUUUUAAUGCCAUUUUUGUAGAUUAUUUAAAAUUAUUUUUUAAAAUUGUUUUCCUCUAAUAAAACUGCUAUCUACACAUUUUUUUAAACAAAAAUAUUUUGAUCAUUUCUUAUUUGUAAAAUAUUUUUAUUUAGAGUUUCUUAAACUUUUUUCUUAUUUGUUUAUCUCUUCUGCCAUUCUAUCUAUCUCAUACUGUAGCUAUUGUGUUUCAUUUAAACAAUUACCAUUAGGUAUUAAAUGAACAAUAAACAAAUAUUCUAAUUUUAUCAUAUUAAACAAAAAGGAAAAAGACAUUUAUAAGAGAGAAAAAACAAAUAUUUUAGUAAGUAAAAUCCAAAAAGAACAAAAACUAAAAUAAAAUUUUAUUAUGUAAACGAAAUAAAAAAAAAAAUACCAGUAAACAUAGAGCAAUUACUAAAUGUAACAAAAAAAUUAAAAGAACGUAUGAAUGAAUCCACAAGUUUAAUAAAAGAGAUUUUUAAGAAAAUGUAA